AUGGCAAUGUAUACAGAUCUGGCGGUUGGCGCACCGUAUGAAGGUGAUGGUGGGGCCGUAUACAUAUACCGGGGGUCUAAACUGGGCCUUAUCGAGACUCCCUCGCAACGAAUAACCCCGCAGUUGUUUGGUCAAAAGAUCCAAACGUUUGGCUAUUCGAUUAUUGGCGGCACGGAUAUAGAUGGAAAUAAUUAUCCGGAUGUUGUUGUUGGGAGUAUAGAAAGUUCUUCAAUUGUUGUGCUCAGGAGUCGCCCUGUACUAAAUAUCACCGCGUCGUUAACGACCAGCGAAGAGUACAUCGAAAUUCAACAGCUCUUAAAUCCCGAUAGAAUCAAAGAAAGCAUAUUCAGUCUGAAAGUUUGUUUCACCUACGAUUCACAAUUUCAAAAAAACAACGAGAAUAACACCAGAGACAUACCGAAGAAAUUGAAAUAUAGAAUCAAGUCGGAAACUUUGGCGGGGACCUCAAUACAUCGAGUUUAUUUUUCUGCUUUCAAUGGUUCAUCCAAUGUCAAACACAGUUUAAAUCUCCAAAACCACAAGGCUCCACAAUGCGAAAACUACAACGUCUUUCUCAACAAAAACAACAAGGAUUUCCUAAAUCCACUGAAAUUUCAUCUAUAUUACGACCUGGAUCACGGCGAUGCUCAAGCCACUUCCAAAUCCAGAGAAAAACUCAACGACAUCAACCAACACCCCAUUCUCGAUAUUCAUUGCAAGAAUAUCUCGAAAUCUGUUCAUUUCAGAAAAAAUUGCGUCAAAAGUGUAAAAUGUGUUAGCAACUUGAAAGUUUCAGCUAACAUUGACAAACCUGAAGAAACCAGCAAGAACGAGUAUAAAAUUUUGGUCGGGGAGAAGAAAGACCUUCUGUUACACAUCAAGGUGACCAAUAACGACGAAGAGGCUCAUGAAGCCAUGCUGUACGUGUACCUGCCUGAACAAAUCAAAUACAAAGGGACUGAUGAUCAGGGUAAGAACUACCAAUGCGAGUACAACAACAACAUAGUAUCAUGUUUGAUCGGGAACCCCAUGCCAGGUGUCAACCAUCAACUCACUUACGCCCUGCGUCUCGAUCCUUCGGACUUGAAGCCUGACAUGCAGAACAUCAACAUUACUGUGGCUGUUAACACGACCAGCGCCGAACUUGACAUAUCAGAUGAUUCAUUCACCCUCUUCCUAAAGGUCAUAGUUCAAGCCGAGCUCAAGGUCAAAGGGAGAUCAUCACCAAGUGAUGUUUACUUUGGCGGUGAGGUGAUGGGUGAACAAGCUAUGGUGAGUGAGGAAGAUAUAGGAAACAUUGUGGUACACAGUUACGAGAUGAAAGUUUCAUGGGGAGGCUUGGUUAAAAGUAGCACACUGGAGAUCGAAUGGCCGUACGAACUAACGAAUCAUAAGCAUCUUCUCUAUCUCGUUGAUAUCGAGUACGAAGGGGACGUGGUUUGCAAUCAGGAAUCUCUCAAUAAGUUGCAGUACAGGAGGAACAAGAAGGACUGUGACAGAGGUACAGCAGUAUGCGUGAAUGUAAAGUGUCAUAUUGGGGCACUGACAUCUGGAGAGAGUGUUGUAGUCAAGUUCAUCUCUAGAUUGUGGAAUACCACAUUUCUACAAGCGUACACAGUGAUCAUGCCAGAUCAGAAUCUUGGCAGGCCAAAGAAGAUCGAACUCUGGGUCAUUAUUGCAGCUAUUUGCGCCGGAGUUCUACUACUUCUCAUCUUCAUGCUAGUUCUAUGGAAGUGCGGCUUCUUCAACCGAUUGAGACACGACGAAGCGCUGGUGCAUCAGGCCAAAGUCGUCAAUCAGCCACUCAAUCAACAACUUUAA
This is a messenger RNA of Helobdella robusta, 1821 nucleotides long. RefSeq lists its product as hypothetical. NCBI's taxonomy places the organism in Eukaryota, Metazoa, Annelida, Clitellata, Rhynchobdellida, Glossiphoniidae. The coding region runs from base 1 to 1821 and encodes 606 amino acids. The record is from RefSeq and is a predicted model, not a curated record. Gene Ontology annotation, biological process: cell-matrix adhesion; integrin-mediated signaling pathway; cell adhesion mediated by integrin. The transcript has 16 exons. Gene Ontology annotation, cellular component: external side of plasma membrane; integrin complex. Gene Ontology annotation, molecular function: integrin binding.